Pseudonaja textilis is the source of this 2055-nucleotide messenger RNA. NCBI's taxonomy places the organism in Eukaryota, Metazoa, Chordata, Lepidosauria, Squamata, Elapidae. The record is from RefSeq and is a predicted model, not a curated record.
CACUGAGAAGGAGGAGGAGGAGGAAGAAGAAGAAGAAGAAGAGGGGGAUUCCUGUGCUGCCUCUUCCAGCCAAGCAUGGUGGGGAAAAGAAACCCCGAGGCCAAAGGGGAAGCCGGCUGCUUUGGCGGCCAAGGCUUCUGCUCCCUCAGGUCUGCUCCGCCUUUCAACUCGCUGCUGGCUGCCUUCCUUCUCUCGGUGGGAUCCGUCGCUUCCUGUGUCUACCUGGGGAUGAAGACCAACGACCUUCAGGCCAGGGUCUUUGCCAUUGAGGCAGCGCAAGGGGACGUGGGCGCUGCUGCUGCUGCUGUUGCUGGGUCCUACCGGUCGCUGCCCAGCUAUUCUUUGGACCAGCUGAAUUCCCUGAUGCAGGAGAAAGUGGAGCAACUUCUAGCUCAGAAGACCUAUGAACAUAUGGCAAAAAUCAGAACAGUAAGAGAAGCUUCUUCAGAAUGCAACUGCCCACCAGGUCCUCCUGGUAAACGAGGUAAGCGAGGAAGAAGAGGAGAGACUGGACCUCCUGGUCAACCUGGUCCUCAAGGUCCACCUGGUCCAAAAGGUGAGAAGGGAGAUCAAGGUGAUCAGGGCCCUCGGGGUCUGCCAGGCUUCCCCACAGUUGCCGGCCUUCACAGUAAUCAGAUUCUCACCGUCAAGGGUGAUCAAGGGCAAGCUGGACCUCCUGGACCCCCUGGACCCCCAGGACCAAGAGGGCCUCCUGGAGAUACUGGCAAAGAUGGCCCACGAGGAGUGCCUGGGGUGCCGGGAGAACCUGGAAAACCAGGUGAACAAGGUUUGGUGGGACCUCAGGGGCCUCCAGGACAAAAGGGUUCAUUUGGUGCACCUGGUAUUCCAGGAACGGAUGGACAACAGGGAGAACCUGGUGUAAUGGGAGAAAGAGGAGACUCUGGGCUUAAGGGCGAUCCUGGACAACGGGGAGAAAAGGGUGAUGCUGGAGAAACUGGUCCGAAAGGUCACCCUGGAGAAAAGGGUGAUCCUGGAUCUUCUGCUGCUGGAAUUAAGGGAGAACCUGGACAAUCGGGUAGACCAGGGCAAAAGGGUGAACCUGGACUUCCUGGACUUCCUGGGUUACCUGGAAUUAAGGGUGAACCGGGUUUCCUCGGUCCCCAGGGAGAACCUGGAUUGCCAGGAUUGCCAGGGACAAAGGGUGAGAGAGGAGAAAUAGGACCUCCUGGGAAAGGUGAACGAGGUGAGCCUGGAGUUCCAGGGCCAAAGGGGAGGUCAGGUGAAUCUGGAACUAGAGGCCCUAAAGGGUCAAAGGGUGAUCCAGGAAAUAAUGGUGAUUUGGGAGCAAUGGGACCAAGGGGUCCACCUGGAGAAAAAGGUGACCAAGGUGCCACAGAAAUCAUUGACUUCAAUGGAAAUAUCCAUGAAGCAUUACAGGGUCCUCCAGGCCCACCUGGACCCCAAGGAUUGCAAGGAUCAAAGGGUGAAUCUGGAUCACCAGGAUUACCUGGUGCUGAUGGAGAGCAGGGGCCCAAAGGAUCAAAGGGUGAUCUGGGUGACCCUGGAAUACCAGGAGAAAAAGGAGGUAUUGGACUACCAGGUUUGCCAGGAUCCAAUGGAAUGAAAGGAGAAAAAGGAGAUGUUGGAUUACCAGGUCCUCAAGGUCCCUCUAUUGUAGGACCUCCAGGUUCCCCUGGUCCACAUGGUCCACCAGGACCAAUGGGACCUCAUGGACUCCCAGGACCAAAGGGUGAACCAGGGUUAAAUGGUCUUAAAGGAUUGAAGGGUGAACCAGGUCACAAGGGUGACAGAGGGCCCCUUGGUCUCCCAGGAGCAUCUGGCUUAGAUGGAAAGCCAGGAGCCCGGGGUAUUGAUGGUCCCGCUGGUCCUCAUGGCCCUGCAGGUCCAAAGGGAGACAGAGGUGAAAAAGGAGUUUCAGGAGAUCCUGGGCCCAGAGGACCAUAUGGUUUGCCUGGCAAAGAUGGUGAACCUGGCCUUGAUGGAUUCCCUGGUCCACGUGGAGAAAAGGGUGAUGUAGGAGAAAAGGGAGAAAAGGUGACCUCAAUGCUAUUCAACUGUUGUUUGAUUACUUAG